Molecule: messenger RNA, 2147 nt
Organism: Anguilla anguilla (European eel)
Lineage: Eukaryota; Metazoa; Chordata; Actinopteri; Anguilliformes; Anguillidae
Product: ornithine decarboxylase-like
Exons: 10
Coding region: 144-1490 (448 amino acids)
Cellular component (GO): cytoplasm
Molecular function (GO): ornithine decarboxylase activity
Source: RefSeq, a predicted model, not a curated record
GUGUGGCACAGGCGUAAUAAAGCCUGGACUGAUGUUCUGCUGGACCUCCGAGUGUCGCACCUCUCCGGAACCCUGUGCUGUGAAAUACUGACGGAUAGUUUUGAGACGUGUUCCUUAAAAAAUAAAUAAGAACCUGCGAGACCAUGAACUCUUUCACACCAGAGGACUUUGACUUCACUGUCCUGGAGGAGGGGUCUUGUGCCUGUGACGUCCUUGAGCAGAGGAUCAACGAGUCAUCCAUGUCGGACGACAAAGACGCCUUCUACGUGGCGGACUUGGGGGACGUCCUGAAGAAGCACCUGAGGUGGGUGCGUGCCCUGCCCCGCGUCACGCCCUUCUACGCCGUCAAGUGCAACGACAGCCGCACCGUUGUCAUGACGCUCGCCUCCCUGGGGACGGGGUUCGACUGCGCCAGCAAGAAUGAGAUCCAGCUGGUUCAGUCUCUCGGGGUGGACCCCAGCAGGAUCAUCUACGCCAACCCCUGCAAGCAGGUGUCCCACAUUAAGUACGCCUCUGCCCACGGGGUCCAGAUGAUGACCUUUGACAGUGAGGCAGAACUCACGAAGAUCGCCCGUUACCAUGAAAAUGCCAAGCUGGUGCUCCGCAUCACCACGGACGACUCGAAGGCAGUGUGCCGGCUGAGCGUGAAGUUUGGGGCGACGCUGGAGAGCAGCCGGCUGCUCCUGGAGCGCGCGCGGGAGCUGGGCCUCGACAUUAUCGGGGUCAGCUUCCACGUGGGCAGCCGCUGCACCGACCCCGAGACCUACAGCCAGGCCAUCUCAGACGCCCGCUGCGUCUUCGACAUGGGGGCAGAGCUGGGCUACAAUAUGACCCUUCUGGACAUUGGCGGGGGAUUCCCUGGGUCCGACGACUCCAAGCUGACGUUUGAGGAGUUCACAGCUGUCAUAAACCCAGCGCUGGACAAGUACUUUCCAGCCGACUCUGAGGUCCAAGUAAUCGCUGAGCCGGGCCGCUACUAUGUGACUUCAGCCUACACGCUGGCGGUCAACAUCAUCGCUAAGAAGGUGGUGAUUCGGGAGCAAUCGGCCUGUAACGGCAAAGCUGAUGGGGCCAACAACGGGACCCUGAUGUACUAUGUGAACGAGGGCGUCUACAGCUCGUUCGUCCAUGUGAUUUUCAACUACGCCCAUGUCCUGGCAACUCCACAUAAGAAACUCAAGCCGGGUGAGCGUACCUACCCCUGCAGCAUCUGGGGCCAGACCUGCGACGGGCAGGACCGCAUUGUGGAGCAGUGCAUCCUGCCUGACCUGCAGGUGGGCGAAUGGCUACUGUUCCACAACAUGGGGGCCUACACCAUCCCCAUGUACUGCACCUUCAACGGCUUCCAGAAGCCCGACAUCCACUAUGUGAUGUCCCGGAGUGUGUGGCAACGCAUUCAGCAGAUCUCCACUCAGGGGCUGCAUGGCCCCAUUGAAGAGGCCUGUCCCAGCGACCUGCCGUCCUGCUGCAGGAGGGAGAGCAGCCUGUAGCUGCCAGCCAAGCCCUUCCCCGCCCGCGUGCGAUAUUCACUCCCAUAAAUACUUGAAGAUAACGAAGAAUUCAACGACAAAGCAAAUGCUAACGAGCCAAUCCUGCAGUACCCGGCUCCUCUGUAGUGCAUAGGCCUUUAAUAAUGAACGCCGUCCACCUCACUCAGCUUCAGGCAACUUCACCCCAGUUGUGUUCAUUCCCAGUCCCUGUGUGUGGACAUCCCUCUUCGAUCUGUCCCUGGGGAAACCUCACUUCCUCUUUCCCUGGAGGCUCUACUUCAGGGCUUGGCGGGUGAUGAUGGUUGCUAGUCUCCCGAUGCCAUGCCCUCUCCAACCACACUUUCACAGCUUCUUAAAGAUGACUGAGAACGAUCCUGUUCAGACCUUUUGUCCGAAUAUGGUCCGGAUAUUACGGAAGUUCCACUAAGGGUGGUCUUCUUCACCCCGAACAUUUUAUUCCAUAAUUAUUCCACCAGAAGUCCAUUUCAGCUCAGGCUUCCCCAAACGAUUUUUGCCCAGUUCAGAAUUACUUUUUGUGGCCAGGAGAUAUGGAUCUCUCUACCACCAGACAUUAAUCAACAUCACUCCACUGAUUAAAAAAACUAUUUAGGGUUCUCUGUUGUACUGAUCACAUUAACUCUUCAGCAAGACUCGACA